Messenger RNA from Mesoplodon densirostris (Blainville's beaked whale), 2592 nucleotides. RefSeq names its product phosphatidylinositol 3,4,5-trisphosphate 3-phosphatase TPTE2-like. The transcript has 26 exons. Gene Ontology annotation, biological process: protein dephosphorylation. Gene Ontology annotation, cellular component: cytosol. The record is from RefSeq and is a predicted model, not a curated record. Bases 1 to 2592 code for a protein of 863 amino acids. Gene Ontology annotation, molecular function: protein tyrosine phosphatase activity; phosphatidylinositol-3,4,5-trisphosphate 3-phosphatase activity. NCBI's taxonomy places the organism in Eukaryota, Metazoa, Chordata, Mammalia, Artiodactyla, Ziphiidae.
AUGACUCCAGGACAAGGGGCAGCCCUAGUGAGGGUCAGAUUUAGGCUGGUCUCUGUGGCCCUCCUGCCCCAUCCUCCAGAGGCCUGCCCCCCCAAGAACCAGCAGGCCCCCAGCAGCAUGCCAGCGCCCUACCAUGAGGAAGUUGUGGAUGCCUCUUCAGGCUCCUCUGACGACGUUGACAGGGGAAAUGACCCCUAUGAAUUGACAUCAGUAAUCUGUGACGGAGCCACCUGUGAAAGCUAUGAGCAGAAUGAAUUGAUAUCUGUAACCAAUAAAGAAGCCAUCACUGAAAGCACUGCCCUGAAUGAAUUGACAUCAGAAACCUAUAAGGAUGGCAACAAUGAAACCACUGCCCCGAGUGAAUGGACAGCAGCGUCCUCUGAAGGACUCUCCAAUGCAAACCAUGACCAGAGCCAGGUGGAAAAGGUAACUUGUGUUGAACCCUUCAAUGAAAGUAUGAUGGGACUGCUGUCCAAGAUCGAUGAUGGUGAAGAAGACAGUGACUCUCUCAAUUCACAUUACAGCAGGAUUAAGAGAAUUGUGUACUUGAUUGUAUCAUCCUUCCCUUUCAGAAUACUUGGAAUUUUGCUGACCUUUGUGGAUGUGUCCCUCAUCAUUACAGACAUACUUAUCUCUGAUAGCACGAUAUAUAUUCCUUUGGAGUAUCGUGCAGUUUCUUUAGCUAUGGGUUUAUUUUUUUUCAUGGACGUUUUUCUUCGAGUGUCUAUAGAAGGGGUACGACGGUAUUUUUCCGAUAUGUUGAACUCCUUAGAUGCUUCCAUUAUUGUGGUUUCUCUACUGGUCAAUAUUGCUUAUUUUUUCUACAACUUCAAGUUUCUUAAAAAUUUCCCCAAAUUGAGAAUUGUUUUACUACCUCUACGACUUAUCCUUCUGUCAAGAGCUCUUCAUCUGGCUCAGCAAAACAGACAUCUUGCAAUGCUGACCAGGAGGAGGGUUUCAGAAAACAAACGGCGAUACAAGAAGGAUGGAUUUGACUUAGACCUCACUUACGUUACCGAGCGUAUUAUUGCCAUGUCAUUCCCAUCUUCUGGAAAGCAGUCUUUCUAUAGGAAUCCCAUGAAGGAAGUUGUACGGUUCCUGGAUACCAAGCAUCAAAACCACUACCGCGUCUACAAUCUCUGCAGUGAAAGAGCUUACGAUGCUAAGUACUUCCAUGAUAGGGUCUGUCGAUACAUGAUUGACGAUCACAGUGUCCCUUCUCUGAGUGAGAUGGUGGCGUUCUCCAAGGACGUAAAAGAGUGGAUGGCUCAAGAUGAGGAAAACAUCACAGUGAUUCAUUGUAAGGGGGGCAAAGGAAGAACUGGAACUAUGGUCUGUGCCUAUCUUCUUGCCAGUGAAAUAUUUGCAACCGCAGAGGACAGCCUUCAUUACUUUGGAGAACGACGAACGGAUAAAUCCAUCAGCAGUAAAUAUCAGGGAGUAGAAAAUCCUUCUCAGAAGAGAUUUGUUGGAUAUUUUGCAAUGGUGAAAAAUACCUACAAGUUGACUCUUCCUCCAGUGAAGAAACUCACGAUGAAAACAAUCAUUAUUUAUUCAAUUCGUGGUGUUGGAGAAGGCAAUGGAAAUGAUCUAAAAGUAGAAAUAAUAAUGCAAGGAAAGCCUGUCUUCUUCUGUUCUGCUUCCAAAAACUGUAGGAUGGUUCAUGAUGCUGAAACAGACAGAGUAAUAAUUAAUCUAUCCAACUGUCCAGCUCUGUAUGAUGAGGUGAAAGUGAAAUUUCUCUCUUCUUGUUCGGCUCUUCCUAAAUACUAUGACAACUGUCCAUUUUUCUUUUGGUUCCAUACAUCAUUUAUACAAAAUAACAGGCUUUAUCUUUCAAGAAGUGAAUUGGAUAAUCCCCACAAACCGAAAGCAUGGAAAAUUUACCGUCCAGAGUUUGCAGUCGAGGUCUAUUUUGAUGAGGUGACCAACUGGGCGGACGUACCAGUGUGGAUCAUGAUCACCGCAUCAGCCGCGGGGGCGGAUGAAGCACUCUUUAUUAGAGGCCUGGGGGGUCUCGGAGCAGCACAGAAUGAGGCGGCUGACCUCACUGGUGACGACAAGGGCUCCCGUAAACCAGACGACCAGGGAACAGCUGCCCAUCCCAAGUCUACGGGAGAGACCACUUUGCCCACAAGCACCACCACUCCGUCCCCAGACGGGGAGCCAGGGCCUCUCUCGGCUUUGGCACGCUGCUCCCUGGAAGGGCUUCCGAUGGGCAGAGGCAAGAAGGGCGUGGUCCAGAGUGGAUCAGCAGCCCCACAGGUGGUCCCACAGACUUCUCUGGGAUCCCGCCCAGGCCAGGACACACAGAGGCAGAAGCUCGGGGCCGCUGUCGGCCACAGUCUAAACAGAGCAGCCCAGGCCCCUCCCCUCAGCCCCUGCCUUGAGCUCAAGCCCAGCAGAGAGGAGCUCCUUGGGACGGGAGGAGGGGCUGGCACAGGCGAGGGCCGUGCUGCUUCCCAAAGGCUCUGGGCCACACCAACAAUGUGUCCAAGCCUGGAAUGUGAUCCCGCCUGGAAGAAGAUGGAUGGCACUGUUCUCACCGAGGAGCACCUUGGGAAAAUCCAGGACGCUUACUCUGAAACUUAA